AUGGGAUCCGGGUCGUCUCGGCCUGGCGAGGCCGAAGGAGGCGCGUACCACGGCCCGGGUGAGGCAGCGAAACAAAUGGAGGCGUUUCUGUUUGCAGUUCACCGACUGGCUUCUUCAAAUCCUUCAGAGGCGAUGGCCGCCGCGCCUGGUGAAGCCCCAGGUGUAGAUGACGUGACGUGCUCGAGCUCUCUAGCUUCCACCAACUUGCUGCGUUGCAAGGGUCCAGUGUUACAAUGGGACAGCCUUCUGCUUUCUCUCGGCGAGAGCGCAGUUCGGCCCUUUUCCCUCUCGACGCCUUUUCUGUGGAAUGAGGUGCUCCGGCCGCUUCUGCUGGGGAACCCAAGGAAUGGACAGGUGAAGGCGCUGUACCUCUUCUUCGCGCGCACGAUCUCCCGCUAUGCAGAGGCUGUCGAAGCACUCCACCGGAGACACAGCUGCUCGCCUUUCCCCUCUCAAGGAGUGGAGCCAAGACGAGAGGACCAUCGCACUCAAGCUGCUAACCAGAUGGCGUCGAGUGAGAGUCCAAACGAGGCGGGCUGCGACCAAGACGCAGUCUCGAGCGUCGGUGAACUUGUUCCUGAUACAGUGCAUUUCCCCUGUACCGACUUAUCUGUCGCUGAGCUCGCGCUUCUUCUGCGGCUGCUUACUAAGGCGCUCUGCACCCAACUCUCUCUACCGCAGCUACUGUACCAUCUCGAGUAUGUCUCCUCGUCUGCGGAUUCAGCGUGUCUGUCUUCCGCCAUGAGAGACGAGUUGUUUGGCCUCUCGCAGGCCUUCUUCGCCUCUUUGGGGUCCAAGCGACAGCGGUCGUCUUCGAUUUCUUUCCAGGCCAUAAACGCCAGUGAGUCUGCGUCUUCAAACGCGUCUCUCUCUUUUUCACGGCUUCCUCCGAACGCGGUAUCUCAAAGCUCUUCUCCCCCAGUCCCUGACGCUGCGUCUGCACCCUCGAGAAGCCGCCCUGCACGACGUGGAGAAGAUAAAGAAGAGUUAAAUGGCCAAAUGGAUUUCCACGAAGCGUCUGGGCUCCGUUGCUCGCCUUCAGAGAUGAAGCAGUCCGACGAGGCCCCCCAGUUUCCUAUCUCGUCCCCGCCUUUGGCUUCUCCCGCGUUUGUCGGCGCGGAUCCCACAACAACUCCAACGACAACAGCGACACUCGACAGUGCCGGGGGCGCGGAGGCGAGCAAACGCGCAAGUUGCGUGGACCGUGAAGCUUCCAUGGAGAAGCAAUGGGCGCCUUCGGCUUCGCUCUCUUCUCCAGCCUUUUGUGCCUUUGUGAUGAGUUACAGGGGCGCGACGAAGCUCUUCUCCGCUUCGCCCCUGAGGCCUCCUGAACAGCUGCAAAACGACGUGAUCGCCUGGCUCUCACUCAUGUUCCCGGAGGAUGCCGUCGCGGCCAAGGCGAGAGGCUUUCUCUUUAGAGCUACUCUGCGUCCAGCAUGUUCGGGGUCUUCGCGUGGUUCUUCUGAAGGAAGAAACGGCUCUGUCGAGGAAUCGCGAGAAGUCUUUCUCUCUGUCAAUGAUUUGGCUUCUGUGCGCACGCUGAGUUCUGUGCUGGUGCCUGUUCGCCUGGGAGACCAGGCGACGGGAACAGCAGGGCCUGAAGAAGGGGACACCGGGAUCCGGAGCGAGAAGGCGGAUGUGAAGCAGGAGACAGGUGGAGACAGCGCGGAGGGAGAAGGCCAGGGAGAGUGUCGCGACAGAAGUGGAGAAGGCGAGGAGGAUGGAGAGCAGGCAAAUGCAGAGGAAGGAACAGGAGACGUGGAAAGGUCUCGGCUCGAAUGUGUAGCUGUUUCCGAUCGCUGUACUACCGGAUCCAACAAGGACCUAGACACGCAGUACGGGUCUUCUACCAUCCUCGUUGCUUUUCUCACUGUCGUGCCUCUUUGGAUUCCUCUCUCGCCAGCACAUAUGUCCGCUUCUUCCAGUUGCUCUUCGUCGAGUUCGUUGUCUUCGGAUUCCUUGUCUGUCUCCACCAUUGGUUCUGUGCUAGACGCCAUUGUGAGGUUCCUCACCAUUGCUCAGCCGCCGUCUCCUUGUUGCUCGCCGAAUCUCCUGCGCGCACACCAGCACCUCCAAGAGUUGCUGCUUUGUCUAUUUGCCGUCGUCUGUCCCCCCCAGCUCACAGCCUCGUGUGUCCCUCGCUCAGGCCUGGCGCCUGUCUCCUCUCGGAGAAAGAGGCCGCUGCAAACCCCACACCCUCGGCCUGCCUGCGUGUCUGGCGAGGGCGAUCACACCGCAGGGGGCUUCGCAGGGGAAGGAGGCGUCCGGAGCCGAGACUGGAGCAACAGGAGGGACGGAGAAACCUUCCAGCCUGUCGUGGAAACAGGUGCAGGCGCCGGUCGUGAGAUGCAGAGAAUGGGGUCCAGACAUGCACUCGUAGAGCGGGAGAACAGCGUGUCUUUUGGGGAGAAGGCGGGAAGAAGACAACCCAAAAACAUGUUGAUUCCUCCCCUUUCGUCGCCCUGCGCGAAGCUCGCGCCUGCACUCUAUGCGUGGCAGCAGGAGGCGCAACAGGAGCGAUUUGCCCGGAUGAGGGAGGAGGACAGCGAGAGGGAGGAACAUGAAGAACGAGUCAUGAGACAGAAUGGAAAAGAAGAGCGAAGAAGAAACAACUUCCCGCCAGUCGCAGCCGCAGCUCUUCUCCCGGACUUGUAUUUUAUUGAGGUCUUGCUGAGUCGGUGGGACCGCGACAAAAGAGGAGAAGAUCGAGCCAAAGAAUUCGCAGCGUACUUGCUGAGCAUGGUCUGGCCUUCGUCUGCGUUCUUGAUGUCGUCUCCGGCGUUCGUUUCAAUUCCUCCAGGUCUUGCUCACUGUUCGCUUUCUCUCGUUCUUCUUCUCGCUUUCUAUCCGCACCCGUCGACGCGCGUGUCUCUGCUGAUGGCUCGAGCGCCACACUCUCGCAUGCAGAAGCCCCAGCGCGAAAAAUUGGGUUUUACACUUUCCUCUUCUGUCUCUUCUACUUCUCCUUCUCCUUCUCCCGCCUCUCUUUCGUGUGUUGCUUCGUCUUCGUCACCACGUUGCUCGGCGUCGGGGACGUACGGGUGGCCAGGGCUUGGCGGCCGACCUUUGCCGUCGACCGGGAAGGCUUUUUCUGGAUCUCCGGCGGCGUCUGACGACGUGAGUCUCGCGCGUCGGACCCCCACAGAGGCGAAUGUUUUCGCAAUUGCGUUUUCGUGUCUCUACGACGCGUCUCACUUUUCAGUGAACAAACCGUCUAGGGCGGACCAAGAGAGAAUGCCAGCAGGCAGCUCUCCGCGUCACGGAGACUCGGUUUCGCCUGACGAUUCGGGGGGAUCUUCUCCGUCUCUACCGCCGUCAUCGUCCGUCAACUUUGAGGGACUUCUUCUCCAACUGUGCGCGCCUUCGUCCCUGAGUCACCCGCUGAAGUCUCUUCUUCUCUACCUCCUGCUGUGCCGCAACCGAUGCUUCCGUCUCUUCUGUCUCUCGCGAAGCGACGGGGAACGCGUUGUCAUCCCACUUCUUCAAAUGCUGAACGCAUUGCCUCGCCUGUCGCCGUCCAAGGCAGGCGACAGUGAGGGCGAUGAGGUACAGCGCCCGCGCGCGGCUGCGCCUCCGAUUGCAGUGAUUUGUGCCAUUUCCCUCGCAACUUUGAGCAAAGACAAGUCGUUCUGUUCAGAGCUCCAGAGAAAAGUAAUCACAGACAUCCCUUGGGAGGAGAAGAAGAAGCUCGCCGACGCCUCACUCGGGAGCCUCGUGAUCCUUGUUCUCCUUCGCCUGCUGUCGUGGAACAUCCGCCGAUGUGGAGACAGCUUCUUUCUUCUUUUGUGCUCCUCUUCCCUGCUCAACGUCGCCGCCUCUGUCGAGCACCUGCACUGGUAUGUUGCCGACCGUCUAGUGGAUUACGCUGCAGCUCUGUUGCGGCUGCUCGCGCGUCGUCUCGCCGGUCUUUCAUCUUGUCAGGAAGAGACACUUGCGGUCUCCGAAGAUCGCGAAGAAAGAGUGGAGACGAACGGAGACAGCGACAGGAUUCCCUCCGCUGCUCUGAGGAGCCAGCACCGGAGAGAGCGACAGCGACGACAGCGGGAAGCUGAACAACUCGAAUUUUCCAUUCUUGCAUGCAGAGCUGUCCUUCAGUUUCUCUCUAUUGCUCUGAGGCCUCCUCUCCUCAACCGGAACCUGUCUCUUCUCUACGCCCUUCUGAGGCUCUUCCCAGUCUGCACAGCGAAAACGCUUCUAGAGAACUUCACUGUCGCUUGCACCGCUGCCGAGAGAAGCAGUUCCAUUGCAGAGGAAGAGAAACAAGUCUCUCUCGCUUCUCCGGUGGCUUCCUCUCUGCCUUUGAACUCGGCUGGCCACGGUGGGGAAGAGCGGAACGGUGUGGGCAGUGAGGAGGACAGAGAGUACGAGAGAGAGGGACGAAGCCAGUGCAAAGGAGAGACGGACGAGAAGGGAGAUCAGUGUGAUGCUUUCAACGCGUCCUUCGAGGUUCCAGCGACUGUGGCGCGAGUGGCGUUCUUGAUCGGAGCCGAGUUGAAACUGCUUCUCGAUCUCGUUGAGGUUUUCUCCUCGUCAAUUGACGACGCGAUUCGCCAGGGGUCUGCAGUCGAGGAAGAUGGGGAAACAAGUCGCCGUGUGGUUGAGCAACUGGCUGCGAAGAUUCCUCCGCCAGGCCACAGUUUCUCGCAUUGCUCUGGCAGACAGCCUCACCCAUGUUUUCUCUCCAGCUCGAGCAGUCGAGAAGACGAGUGCAUACAGGGUGAAGGGGGACGCAAGCGGCAGAUAGACAGACUGAGAGAGAGUUACCUUGCAUGCGCAGCUCCCGGCCGUCCGGACUUCGUUGAAAGUUGGGGGUCUUCUUCUUUCUUUCUGCCAAUCAUUUGGAGAUCCAUCGAUGCCCUCACGCCCGACACGGUCUGCUGGGACAGGCCUGUCUCUGUCGGCCCUCGGACCUGAGGCGCAAGGAGACAUCUGGAGACAGCAAGACAACGAGAGGACGGAACGAGAAGGCAGCGGCAAACGUAUAAAGAGGAGAAAAAACAACAGACGGAUUUCGUAGAAAAGACGAGACGCGAGAAACAAGCAAACUUCUGCGCAGUGGGGAAAGAGAACAAAGAGCAGUGCUCUCGGGAUCUCCAGGUUCCUGUUCUCGUCCUUUCACUUGUCUCAAGCACGAACUUCUUACGUGCGACUCGUAGAUCCAUGUAUAUCUAAAUAUGUGUGCAUGAGUUAUGC
Toxoplasma gondii ME49 is the source of this 5193-nucleotide messenger RNA. RefSeq lists its product as hypothetical. The transcript has 6 exons. Gene Ontology annotation, biological process: Golgi organization. The record is from RefSeq and is a predicted model, not a curated record. Bases 1 to 4914 code for a protein of 1637 amino acids. Lineage: Eukaryota; Apicomplexa; Conoidasida; Eucoccidiorida; Sarcocystidae. Gene Ontology annotation, cellular component: Golgi apparatus.